AUGGCAUCUGUUCCACAUAGACACACAUACUACGGGGGGUCUUUGAGUGGUGGUAGUACGACUACUACUACCACCCAGCCUUUAAAUGGGCUAUCGCCCCACUCUGAGGUGUUGUCAUUGGGGACAGCAGCAGCAACAGCAGCUACACGUGUGCCAGCUAAGGAGAAGAAAAGGCAGGUGACUUUUGGGCCUUAUAUAGUAGGGCCGACGUUGGGAGAGGGGGAGUUUGGUAAGGUAAAGCUGGGAUGGUCCAAUUCGAAGCCUGAGGAAGGGUCGAAGAAUGUUGCGAUCAAGUUGGUGAGGCGGGAUACCAUUCCUAAGCAUUCAGAGAAGGAGGUGAAGAUCUAUAGGGAGAUUAAUGCGUUGAAACAUCUGAACCAUCCCAACAUUGUGCGUCUGGAGGAGGUGUUACAGAAUUCCAAGUAUAUUGGGAUUGUUUUGCAGUAUGCAUCGGGGGGGGAGUUUUACAAAUACAUUCAGAAGAAGAGGAGGUUGAAGGAGCCUCCUGCGUGUAGGCUCUUUGCGCAGUUAAUUAGCGGGGUUUAUUACAUGCACCAUAAGGGGUUAGCGCACAGGGACUUAAAAUUGGAGAAUCUUUUAUUGGAUGAGCACGAAAAUCUAAUGAUUACUGACUUUGGGUUUGUUAAUGAGUUUCACAAGAAUGAUUUAAUGAAGACUUCGUGCGGUUCGCCAUGUUAUGCAGCCCCGGAACUGGUGGUAACGGCUAGGCCUUACGAGGCGCGCAAAGCUGAUGUUUGGUCUUGUGGUGUAAUACUAUACGCCAUGCUAGCAGGAUAUUUGCCUUGGGAUGACGAUCCUGAAAAUCCCGAAGGUGAUGAUAUUGCGAAAUUAUAUCACUAUAUUACGAAGAGUGCCCUGAAAUUCCCAGAAUAUAUCAAGCCGUUACCUAGAGAUCUGUUAAGGAGAAUACUGGUCUCCAAUCCGGAUACAAGGUUAAGUGUCAUGGAGAUCAAGAAUCAUGAAUGGCUUCGACCACAUGCUCAAUUUCUGUCGUGGACCCCAGAGGAUUGGGAUGCCAAGGCAAGAGCAGAGGCUAAUAAUGUAUUCAGAUCACCAGUUACUAAUCCAGCCACUGUAUUAAGGCCACACUCAACCUGCUCUGGUGCGUCUUCCACGAACUCUAAAGGCGAUAGGCGCAACUCUAUUGUUAUGGAUUCAACGUUGAAUCCACAGCCAGUACCGCCUCAGGAAUCACAAUCUCACGUACUUACAAAGCCAUCGUCUCCAUCAAAUGAUUUAUUGAAGAGGUCUCCGGUAAAGAAACAUAGCAGAAGUAAUUCAGCGGCUUCCAUCGCUUUGCAAGCCGUUGUUGAAGCAGAAAGAGAUUUCUUCCGUUCACCCUCUACUCACUCAUUGCAUUAUGAUUCGUUAUCGCAACAUAACACCCCUCCAUCUGCUGGGCGGAUAACAAGUUAUGGUAUCACAAGAUCUGCUACUCAUAACCACAAUGGCGGUAUAUCAUCAUCCUUGCUGAAUCGGAAUAGCGUUAUUGUUGAGGUGAGCCCACAGAAGGGCUCUGUUGCUCCGGUUAUUAUCCCGGGAAAUAACGAUAGCGUGUGGAACCACGACAGGCACCAUCGUAACUUUGCAGUUGGUAAGUCAUCUGGCAUCUCUCUUGGCAGGGACAUGCCGUUUGGAGAACAUCAAUUCAUACCUCAGUCAAGCAGGAAGCCAAGACCAACAUCUUACCAGCCAACCAGCACUACUUACAGUGCCAAUGCUGAUUUUUCGUUUAAUUCCAACCACUCGCAAUUACCAUCAACCAAGACCAAAAAGGAACCUUAUAUACCAAAGACGUCCCUGUCUGAUCCUCCCAUGUCCAGCAAUUCAGUUUCAACGCAAAACACAUCGCCAUGUAUUGCACUUCGAUCACCUACUGACAAAGAAAUUAAUACCCAACUUGCAACUGAUGCGCCUUUAACAUCAAAUAAGAUUACUGAUGCGGAUCGUAGUGGUUAUUUUUAUAAUUCUAUUUCAGGAGGAGAUGGGAGCAAGGAACAAAAGUACAAAAAACAAAGCACAGGUGUAGUGGAAAAGACGUUUAAUGUUAUCGAUGAUGGCGAGGAAAGGACUACCGUUGACCAAUUACUGAAAAAACAGGAACUAUUUUCUGUGGAACCAACAAUAGUGCCACAUUCCUUGGAACCACCCAACUUAUUCAUUCCAAACAAGGAAUCAAUGGUUACCACAGAGUCUCCAGAGUCGGAGGUAUCUUCAAAACAAAGGUCUAACAAAAAUGACAAGAAAGACAAAAGAUUUAGUUUGUUAUCAUUUUAUUCGUUCUACAAUAACUCAAAAUCAAGUAUGGAAUCGUCCAGUGAUGCCGUGGAAUCAAGAGGGGUGUCUUUGGACCCUCUAAAGAGAGCAACAACCAAUAUAAUAAGGAAGUUGCCUGAAAAGAAUGGCAAGUCUUCGGAGAGCGAUUGCUAUGUUACACCACCUGAACGUGGGACUGCUGCACUCACAAAGAAAAAUGUCAAAGCAUCUAAAACUUCACCAGACAUUCCAAAUGAAAAUUUUACAGAAGUCGUACCCAAACGGGUUUCUAUGCUGACGCCCCAAAGUAAGCCUGUAUCCACGGAGGAAAAUAAUAAAACCAAAAGGAACGUCAACAGGGCAUCUCUCGUGGGAUCUGUUGGCCAGCAGCAGCAGCAGCAGCAGCAACCUGCUGCCCGCCAAAGGUACCAAAGCACUGCAAAGAAGGUGUUUGAUUUUUUCAAAAGAAGGAGUUUAAGAUUAUGA
Eremothecium cymbalariae DBVPG#7215 is the source of this 2763-nucleotide messenger RNA. It is a transcript of the gene KIN4, whose product is annotated as putative serine/threonine protein kinase KIN4. Lineage: Eukaryota; Fungi; Ascomycota; Saccharomycetes; Saccharomycetales; Saccharomycetaceae. Gene Ontology annotation, molecular function: protein serine/threonine kinase activity; tau-protein kinase activity; ATP binding. The coding region runs from base 1 to 2763 and encodes 920 amino acids. Gene Ontology annotation, cellular component: cytoplasm. Gene Ontology annotation, biological process: microtubule cytoskeleton organization; intracellular signal transduction; protein phosphorylation. The record is from RefSeq and is a predicted model, not a curated record. The transcript has a single exon.